GAGCUCUAUGACAACAUCAGGGCUCCUCGAGUGGGAGUUCUCGUUGCCGUCGGACCAGAUAAUAUCGCACGGGUGGUACCACGGCGCGCUGAGCCGAGCGGCGGCCGAGAGCCUGCUGCAGCAGGACCGCGAGUUCCUGGUGCGCGACUCCUCGUCGCAGCCCGACAACUACGUGCUCAGCUGCCGCUCCAACGGUCAGCAUUUACACUUCGUCAUCCAACGGAUUGUUGUACACCCAGAAACUGUGUACGAGAGAUACCAAUACCAAUUUGAAGACGAAGCAUAUGAUACCGUUGCUGAUUUGAUUACGUCUUACGUGGGUUCUGGAAAGCCUAUAUCUGCAGCGUCAGGCGCGAGGAUACAGUACCCGGCUAACAGAAUUGUACCUUUGACUAACUAUAUACCUAAUGAUGACGCCAACUCAGUUGUGUCCCCUGUGGGUGACGGAUCCGGCUAUGGAAACCCGUACAGCCUAUACAGCCAUUUCGCUUCCAAACCUGGUAUGCAAUUACGUGCACCUUUCAAAAAGCAACGUUCCCAUUCGCUGACGCCUAUUGACAUGAGUCAGCAUGCGAAUCAAGCGAAGAGCGCCAGUGCAGAUGGGGUAAUUCAAAGUCAAACAAUGAAACAUGUCAAAAAUUUCCCGAGUGAAUCCAAUUCCUGUUCAGGCACCUGGGAUGUGAAUCUCCCUAUCAGCCCUCCAGCCAAACCGGCUAGAUACGAUGGUCCCAAAUCGGACGAUAGACGAUUGGAAUUACAAAGACUGUACCACGUGUCAGGAUCAGACUCGGGAAAUGGCUCCGGGGACUCGACUCAAAGCUCAGCCCAUAGCGAUCCGAACAAGUCGAGGAUGGACUCGGAUUACAAUGUAGUAACUCCAACAAUAAAACAGCAGUUCGACUACGAGCUGACGGAAGCACGGCUGUUGCAAUCCGAGAAUUUAGACUAUACCGUGGAUUCCCGAAUUAACCUUGAGAAUUUCCAGUCACAAAUAAUAUUAUCAGGGCUCUCAAAACCGCUGGAAUCUGAGACUUUGCACACAAUCAAGCUCUUAUUACGAACGUCAGGGCCUCGCAUACUGGCGAAUCAUAUGACAAAAGUGGACCUACACUUUUUGCUCGAUGAUGCGAUACAGAUCGAGGGUCUAGAGAAAACGGCAUCUGGCUUAGAAUUAUGUUUUCUACCUCAAGGAAGAUCAUUGCGUUUGGAUGUUAUUGAAAGAAUUGAAACCUUUCGGCUUCUGAUAGCAGUGACGAUAUUGACUUGCCAAACGGACAGGCAAAGAGCCGAUACUAUCAACGAUUGGAUACUUCUCGCCGUCGAAACAAAAACUGCACUCGGGAAUCUUUACGGAUUUUCGGCCAUAAUGUUCGGACUGUGUAUGCCGCAGGUGGAGUGCUUAGAAAACGCAUGGAAUAUUUUACGGCGUGUUUACACAGACAAUGCCUUCAUGUUCGAAGCAAAGCUGCGUCCUUGUUUUAAAAGUAUGAACGAGGGCACAAACCCUCUGCCACCGAACACGACCACUCCGCACAUUCUGCCGGCGGUGCUAUGUUUUCAUUUAUUCGGUAAGAAUAACAUUAGAAUCAAUAUCAAUAUUCAACCCGUGCUUAUGCUUGAAGCGAAGACUUACACAGCUUUGCUUACAGAUGGUGAGGGAGGCGGCCUGAUGCAACCAGACGAGUCAUUUCCGACGAGUCUUAUGAACAUCCUCGCUUUCGACUUCAACGCGACUGCAGCGCACCUAGAGUCCGCGCGCUACUUUCCGGACCAAGUGGACAUGUUCAAGAGGAACGCUAGGACCGUGGUGCAGGAGAUGUCUUCCCUGGGGCCCACCUUGGAUCCCACCCUACUAGAAUUGUUCAAAACUGAAUUCCACAUUAAUUUUCUUUGGGGCGAACGCGGGGCAUUAACUACUCCUAACCAGAGGUUUGCGCGGUUAACAGAUAUAUUAACGGCGAUGGCUAAUAAACUAGCUAACCAGCCGCCAGAGUUUGAAGGGGAUGUAUAAGCAGCGACAGAGUGUAGACACAUUUUGUGUGAUCAGUGAUCAAAGGAACAUUAAUACUCUAUACCAUAUCAUCUCAUUAUUUUAGGUACAUAAACAUAUACAAUAUACAUAUGUAUUUGCAUUUAGUUAGUUCUACAUAUUACAACCCCUUGUUUAAAAAACCAAAACAACAACUAUGUAGUUGCAUAAUGUAUAUUUAUGUAGUUCAAAAAAGUUAGAUAUUAGGUAUCUCCAUGUAAGUAUUAAGGGCUAGGUUACACAGGC
This is a messenger RNA of Cydia splendana, 2275 nucleotides long. RefSeq names its product breast cancer anti-estrogen resistance protein 3 homolog. The record is from RefSeq and is a predicted model, not a curated record. Lineage: Eukaryota; Metazoa; Arthropoda; Insecta; Lepidoptera; Tortricidae. Bases 8 to 2011 code for a protein of 667 amino acids. Gene Ontology annotation, molecular function: phosphotyrosine residue binding; guanyl-nucleotide exchange factor activity. The transcript is spliced from 4 exons. Gene Ontology annotation, biological process: positive regulation of peptidyl-serine phosphorylation; small GTPase-mediated signal transduction.